UUUUGUUUUUGUGUUUGUGUUAGGGUUUCGAAAAAUAAUGGCUGGAUGGUUAAAUGUUACAGAUGGGCCUGCAUUAGAUAUACUAACAAUACUAGAAGAGAUUCAUAAAAAUGGUGAUAUUCAUAAUAAGUUUGGGCAAGUGUUUGAUGAAAUGGUUUCGACGUUUUUGAAAGAGAUUUGUCAUGUAAAAUGUUUUAGGCCUUUUCCACCAAUGCUCGGAGAUGGGAAAUCAGUUGAUUUGUUGAGGCUUUAUUUGUGUGUGAGAGACAAAGGUGGGUAUCAAAGUGUGACUGAAAAUGGGAUCUGGGAUUUGGUUGCUAAAGAUAUCGGCUGCGAUUCUGAUGCUUCCGCUAGCUUGAAAGUGGUUUACGUCAAGUAUCUUGAGCUCUUGGAAGUUUGGUUUUGCAAAGUUGUUAAACAUAAGGAUACUCGGAUGAAAGUUUUUGAUCCUUUUUCGGAUGCUGAGAUGAAAGAUUAUACGGAUGUCAAAGAUUUGCAGAGCUGUGUUGGUUCCGUCGACGGAUCAGAUGCUAAAGAUGGUGUGGUUAUUGAGUCCGGUGAAGAAAAUGAGCUGAGCCGGAAGAGGAAACGAGAACGUUAUUUGCCAUUGUUGGAUUGGGUUAAAAGAGUGUCCAAAGAUCCUUGUGAUCCUGCAAUUGGGUUGUUGCCCGAAAGGAAUAAAUGGAAGCUUUAUGAAAGUGAAUAUGUGUGGAAGCAGGCUCUGACGGCUCGAGAGGCAUUGCUUUUGAAACCUAGUUUGGAUCCAAAGGCCAGACAAAUUUGGAAGAAAAAUCUGAGGAUGCAUCCGGCUAUGUAUGAUGAUCAAACAGCUACAUCAAGAUGUAGCCAAAGACUGAUUUCUGCUAAAGAGACUCAACCAGUCAUUCAUUCGAGAAAAUCCCUGGCUCAAGAUUGUUCCGAGUCAUCAUCCACUGGGAGCCCAAGUGACCGAGAGGAUGAAGAUUGUUUCCGGGGUUACAAUUUCAAACAAAAACGUACCCCUUUGGGCAGAAAUUUUCAAGCAAAAGUUCCCGAGUGGAUGGAAACAGCUUAUGAACCUGAGGCAAAAUGGCUCGGGACUCCGAUUUGGCCUCUAGAAAAAACGGAAACAAGAAGUAGUCUAAUCGAGCUAGAAAGAGUCGGAAAAGGAAGGCAAGAUUCUUGUGGCUGUCAGUUUAUGGGUUCUUCUGAAUGUGUUAGAUUUCAUAUAUAUGAGAAAGGAAACAGGAUCAAACUUGAACUGGGGUCUGCUUUCUAUAAAUGGAAAUUUGAUGACAUGGGUGAAAAAGUUGCUCUCACUUGGACUCCCAGCGAAGAAAAAAUAUUUGAGGAUAUAAUUAAGGCAAAUCCUGUGUCAUUGGGGAUAACCUUUUGGGAUGAUAUUACGAGCCAUUUUAAGAGCAAGAGCAUGGCGGUUCUGGUUAGCUACUAUUUCAAUGUGUAUCUUUUAAGGCGUAGGGCACACCAGAACCGAUCUGAUCCAAGCAACAUUGAUAGUGAUGAUGAUGAACUUGAGAAAUUUGGUAGUGAAGCAAGCAACAAUGCUCCCGGAUCCAUCUUUUGCUCCCCUAAGAAGGUGCAUCUUAAUGUUAGAUGAUGAUGAUUACAAAUGUGUCCCAGUAAGUUGAUUGUUUUUUUCUUUAAUUGUGAGGUUUUUGCUUUUUUCCUUCCUUUUUUUUCUUUUUAUGGUUAAAGGAGAUUUGAUCCAAUGGGUAGUCAAAAAUGUUGAGUAAAACAGUAGGGUUCGGUUCAGUGUUCAAAGUUUCAUGGAUCAUAUGAAUGUAUAUGGAAAAACCGAAAGAGUAUAUGGUGGUUUUGUUGAUGUUUGUCAGUAUGAUGAAUACACCAUAUUAAGUAGCAUUUGCAA
Messenger RNA from Erigeron canadensis, 1867 nucleotides. RefSeq names its product AT-rich interactive domain-containing protein 1. The transcript is spliced from 2 exons. The record is from RefSeq and is a predicted model, not a curated record. The coding region runs from base 38 to 1597 and encodes 519 amino acids. Gene Ontology annotation, molecular function: DNA binding. Lineage: Eukaryota; Viridiplantae; Streptophyta; Magnoliopsida; Asterales; Asteraceae.